AUGCUGGACGCGGGCCCUGACCCGGGACCCCGGACCGUGACCCGGGACCCGGAGGCGGAUGCUAACGCGAACCGAAACCGAAAAACGAACCAGGACGCGACCCGACCGGACCGAACCCGAGCCCAGCCCGGGCCCUGCCCUAAACCCGACAUACUCGAACCAGCAACCGGCUCCGACCCUAACCCGAACGAACAACUAGCCCGGAAAAAGAAAAAGCCGAACCUGACCCUAACUGUUGACAGUGACAGGACCCGGCCCGAUGCCCGGACCCGAGCCCGAGCCCGAACCCGAAACCCUAAACCGAACCCUGAACACGAAAACCCGCGCCGAGCCCGACCCGCCCCCGAUGCCCGAACUCAGAGACCCAAACCCGGACCCGAACGGAGGCACGACCCGACACCCGAACCGAAAACCCGAAUCCAGAAACCGACGCAGAACCCGAACCCGAAAACGAAGCCGGACCCGUACCCGAAAACGGAACGGAACGAACCAACCCGAAACAUGAAAGCUCUCCGAGGCCCGAACCCGAACCCCGAGCCGGGAGCCCCCGAGCUCCGAACCCGAACCCCAUACCCAGACCCGAACCCUAGCCGGGCCCGAAACCCUGCACCAGAGCCGAGCCCUCGCCGGGAGACCCGAAACCUAGCCCGUCACCUGACCCGAACCCGACCACAACCCGAACCUAACCCCGAGCGCGAGCCCGAGCCCUAA
Acomys russatus (golden spiny mouse) is the source of this 711-nucleotide messenger RNA. RefSeq names its product proteoglycan 4-like. The record is from RefSeq and is a predicted model, not a curated record. Bases 1 to 711 code for a protein of 236 amino acids. The transcript is spliced from 3 exons. Lineage: Eukaryota; Metazoa; Chordata; Mammalia; Rodentia; Muridae.